This is a messenger RNA of Camelina sativa (false flax), 1047 nucleotides long. NCBI's taxonomy places the organism in Eukaryota, Viridiplantae, Streptophyta, Magnoliopsida, Brassicales, Brassicaceae. The record is from RefSeq and is a predicted model, not a curated record.
AUGCUAAUGGGAAUCGAAACGUCUCCCUCUGCAAAAUCAGGGGUCGAACAGUACCGUAGAGAUGAUGAACGAGAACUUGCACAAGAGAAGGCUGUGCUAGAGAGAACUAGUGUUGUUGGUAGUUCAGCUACAACAUCGAGUUCUCAAGCUGAAGAAAUUGGUUCGGUGUUGGUGAAGCAGAGAUUGAAGAAGCUGAAAGAGUUAGAAGCAACGAACCAAGAGCUAAAAUCACGUUUGAAUGAGGACUUUAGCAGUUUCGAAAAGAGUAUUACAAGGACGAUAAGGCAAAUAACUGCGGUGAAGGAUAAUGUAAAUACAAAGAUCAAUGAGAUAGUCAAAAUAUUCAAAGACCCUCGUUGUCCCUUAUCCAUCAGUAUUGCAGCUUUUGCAAAGAGAAUGGUCUACAAUGGGGAAAGAGUCCCUUUUGGAUCCAGCUACGUCAUCGUUCACGUCACCUCGAUGUUUCCACAAGCUAUGGAUAUCCUACUUGCUGAGUUCCACAAAGCUUGCAUUUACACUGCCCCAAAUCAUAUCGCAAACUCAGAUCAGUCAGUGUGGGAUUCUCCUGACUCUUAUGAACGCCUAGAUUCUAUUAUGAAGCUCUACGGUGCGCUCGUCCAGGAAGAUAUUCACGGUGGCAAUGCUACUAACAUGCAUGGGAUAGAACAUGGAUGGACUUGGUUAACCCAGUUCGUUAACAACACCUCAACCAACAACAACAACAUAGCUAACGCAAUAGCCUUAAAUGCCUUUCUACAGACAGCAGGCUUUGGUCUUCAUCAACGCUACAAAUCUCAGUUUGUGAAUGUUGUGAACGAUGUGGGAGAGCAAAUUUUGAAGAAAUUGAGGUCAGAAAAGGGAGAGCAAAUCUUCAAGAAAGGGGAAAUGAUCAUAGCCAAGAUCACAGCCUACUUAGAUGACCAGAUGUAUCUAAAGGAGCCUGAAGGAAGAACUAUGAAGACGAGUCUCUUUUCAACGAGUCUCUUGCCAGAGUUAGAACAACAUUACCAGAGAUUGAUUACUAAUUCUGAAGAGUACAAAACAUAA